UCUUUGCUCUAUCACUCGGAGACUCGUUUCUUGUGUGUGCUCGCCAAGCCCAGCAAGUCACCGGCAGCACCAAGCCAAUGGAGGAAGCGAGGGGGCACCAGGGGAUACCGGCGUUCGGCGAAUGGAACUACGGCGACGGCGACGACUGGCCUGUGCUCGCCCAACGCUUCGAGUCUGCGAUGCACACCCAGCUCCCCGUACACAAAGCCUGCAAGAGAGCGAGGGCGUGUCGCAGGAGGCGCUUCCCAGCGUUCGGAGAUUGGAACAACCUCGGUGAUGGCGACGCCGGUGGCUGGACGACGGCCGUCGUCAACCAGUACUUCGAGCCUGUCACGGCACACAAAUCACUCAAGAGGAAUUCAAUGGUUACCACAGUGGCGUCGUCGCCAUGGGGAAGCAGCAGCACAAGGUGGCGAGGCAAACCUGGGUGGAUGACUCAGGGACCCACGUGGCAAUGCAACCUUUCUCCUUCGUGGCGGUCAAGGCUGUUGACGACGACCUGUAUGAUGUCCCACCGGACAUGCUCUGUGCCAAGCCACUACGGAAAGGUAGGACAUGGCUGAGGAGUCUGCUGAUGAGGUGUUGUGGCCUCAACUGCUUCACCUAAUAACUAGAGGACCGUGAUGAUCAAGCGCCCAUCUAUAGUCUUCUUGUUUGCUUGUGCAUGCCACCUAUGGCUCACAUUGCUACAUGUUUUGAUGGAUCGAUGGAUGAACUGCACGAUGUGGUUCGCUGUCAUUGAGAAUGUAACUGUAUAUGUAAGAUGGUGGUGGCGGGUUCAUAACUUACAUGUAGGUUAUGCUUUAUUUAUUUAUUUUUACAUAUAUGAGCAAAACACCCAAGUCGAUUGAUUUUGAUUUUUGAAAGAUUAAUGUGCUAAAGUCUGGAUGCUGCAAUUAAGAAGGGAACGUGCC
This is a messenger RNA of Triticum urartu, 914 nucleotides long. Lineage: Eukaryota; Viridiplantae; Streptophyta; Magnoliopsida; Poales; Poaceae. The record is from RefSeq and is a predicted model, not a curated record.